AUGUGCUAUGUGGCCUUUUCUUUUUAGAUCUCAGAAGUAAUGGCUUCUUAUUGCAGGAGUUUGCAAAGCUCACCUAGCACAUCUGUGACGAUGUCAUUCAGAGAUGGCCCUAAUGACUAUUUUCAUGCAUUGUCUUUCAUGCACCUGUACACGAUAUUCAGAAUCAGUGGGCCUUUUAGGGCCCGUGGCUAUCUUAUGGCUUCCUGGUUUUAUCCACUCUUAUGCAAGGCACUAAUAUCAGCAGUCAGUCAAGUGACAAAAGAAAGGAAUAGGUGGCUCAGAGUCAAAACCUGGCUUAUGGCUGAUCUAGGACAGGUUACUUAAUAGCUCUGUGUCCGUUUUUUAUUUGUUUAGGUCAGAAGAGGAACCUGUGAAGGUUCAGAGGCAGCUCUUAAGAAGAUCUUUGCCUAGGUUCCCCUCCACCCCAGCCUGUCUUUAUUUCAGGAGUAAUUCAUUGCUGGCUUUCGAGUUUCUGUGGCCCUAAUGGUCUCCACUGUAGCAUUUAUGUUUAUUAUACAUUUGAAACAACCUGCUUAUUAACAUAGAAAUAGUCUCUCCGAUAGUAGUUGAAAAGCUGCCCAAUAAUCAGAAAUAGCAUGUGCAGUUGGGGGGCAGUAACAAAUACUACCUAUCCCCCUUAACUGUUGGAUUUUUAAGCAUUUGAGCACAUGCUGAAUUGUAGAGAGCUUGGUUUAGAGCUCUAGGACUUGAGGGUUAGCUCACUGGCUCUGCCUGUGUCCUAUUGCAUGGUUGCCACUCUGGGUUUCCUUUAAAGGGGUGGGAGUGGGGCUAAAGGGUUGGAAACAAUGUGCUGGAUUUUUAAUUUGCUUUCAGUUCUACUCCAGUUUAGAUAAACUCUCAUCUGACAGGGGAUUUUUUAUUUCCCUGAUGUUCAUUUAUUGGCUUUUCAAGCUAUUUAGCUUUCAUAGAAACUUUUCAGCUUAUGCACUAUUUAAUUAAAUUAUUCAAUACAGUCAUAAAGAAAAUGGGUAUUCAUUGAAUUUGUGCAGAAAUGCCAACAGGCUCCGCUGUGACAUGUGGCAGUAUGUAUAUUCAGGAGUCAGCAGUGGCCAGUGGAGGUGGAGGUUGUAAGUAAGUAAGUGGAGUUGGGUAGACAACUUGAACUCAGUUACAUUUUCUGGGGUGAAGGAAAUCCUGUCUUCAUAUUUAAUCAAGAUGAUACGAAUGGAAUUCUGUAUUCUAAACCCCUGCUGGGAUAUUGGUGAUGUAUUUCUUAUAACCUUAAAAUUUUUGCCCAACCUAUUUUUAGUGAAUAGCUUACAUUGGUGAGAUAAAUGAGAAAGCAUGAUGGUGUGUGUGCCUGAAGAUUAGCACAUUUACUCAUACAGAGAGAGGGUAAACAUGCUCUUAUCUUAUGUGUUUUAACUGUCAGAGCUAGCAUCACAGUUAUGGCCUUUCCUUUUCUUCUUUUGCCUGCCUUUCUUUGUCUCUCUCUGUCUCUGUCUCUGUCUCUGUCUCUGUCUCUCUCUCUCUCUCUCUCUCUCUCUGUUUGUCUCUGUCUCUGUCUCUCUUUCUCAAGACAGGGUUUCUCUGUGUAGCCCUGGCUAUCUUAGAACUCACUCUGUAGACCAUGCUGGCCUUGAACUUAAAAAGCUCUGCCUGCCUCUGCCUCCUGAGUGCUGGGAUUAAAGGCGUGCGCCACCACUGCCUGGCCCCUUCCUGUUUUCAGUUCAAGAACUCAACAGAUAAUCUAUUGAACCUUCUCCAUAGAUCAGGGGCCCUGCAAAAUGUAACACGAGGAGGAAUGGCCACAUCUAUGGCCCAGGUGUGACUAGUUAUAUUAAUGAUCUAUUCCUUCUCAAUAGGGUAAUUCCCUUGGGAGAUGUUCAGUGGACCAGAUGUGCAAGGCCCAUUGGUGUAGAUUAAGAGGAUAGAGUUAUGUUCUCCCUGCCCAGCUUUUGUGGAGAAAAGGCUGGCUUCUGAGUCUUCUUCCUUCCAUGUAGUUGGGGCUCCCCUCUCUUCUGUGGGUGCAGGCACCCCCAGAUACUUGCUGUAGUGGUAAUGACAACUUAACAUUUGUAUUCUGCAGUUGCUAAAGCCUGUGCAUGGUACAGUACCUCAUUUACCCCAACAACUGUAGGGUAGAUGUUACCUGCAUGUAACAGACAAAGAAACAGUCUCAGAGAGGGGACUGAUUUGCUUAGUGGUAUAAUACCUGAACUCUGUCAGAAAUACCAAGAAUUACAUUUCCUAAUUGGAGGAGAGGGACCAAAGAGAAUCAUUUUGGAAGAAGUACGGGAAAGAUACCAACUACAUGACAGGGUGCAGCUUUUGGGAGCUUUAGAACACAAGGAUGUUAGAAAUGUCUUAGUUCAAGGACACAUUUUUCUUAACACCUCCCUCACUGAAGCGUUCUGCAUGGCCAUCGUGGAAGCUGCCAGUUGUGGUUUGCAGGUCGUCAGCACAAAGGUUGGUGGGAUUCCCGAAGUCCUUCCGGAAAGUCUUAUUAUUCUCUGCGAGCCUUCAGUAAAAUCUUUGUGUGACGGUCUGGAAAAAGCCAUUUUCCAAGUGAAGUCGGGGACAUUGCCAGCUCCAGAAAAUAUCCACAAUGUAGUGAAGACUUUCUACACCUGGCGGAACGUGGCAGAGAGAACUGAAAAGGUGUAUGAGCGAGUGUCGAAGGAAACUGUUUUGCCAAUGCACAAGAGAUUGGACAGGCUCAUCUCACACUGUGGCCCUGUGACGGGCUACAUGUUUGCUUUGCUGGCUGUGCUCAGCUAUCUCUUCCUCAUUUUCCUGCAGUGGAUGACUCCAGACUCUUUCAUUGAUGUUGCAAUAGAUGCUACUGGGCCAAGGAGAGCCUGGACUCAUCAAUGGCCUCGUGAUAAGAAAAGAGAUGAGAAUGAUAAGAUAUCCCAAAGCAGGUAGAAGCAAGCCCAAGUUAACAAGUCCUAUUAGAUACUUGCAAUAGUCCUGUUAGCAUUUGAAAGGAGUUUUGCUCCUGUGUUGGGCUUUAGAGUUGGAUUUGCUACCUCUGUAUGGUUCACUUUUGUUGUUGCAAAAAGAUAAACACUUAUGCAAUUCCUGAGUGUGGGAACUCCUUGCACUUCUUUAAAAUUUAGGGGAUAAUGGUUUAGCCACUCAGGUAGGACAGUUUUCAGAUUACUGAGACCCCCCUAAGCAGAGAUGUUUUAACAUUAUAUUUUGGGAGCCUUGGGUGCUGAAAGGCCAAAUGUUUCUGGAUUGUUUUUGGCCAAUUUUUCACAUUAUACCAUUAAUCCACAUUCACCAGAUGUUUACAUGCUUUCUUUAGGGAGGUACAACAGUUAUGUGAACUGUUUUAAGGCAAGGUCAUGUAUCCUUCUCUGGGCAUCAUUGAAGUCAUGUUCCUAGACACUUACUGGGUCCACUCAAGGGAUACGUGGAAUGUGAUUUCUUGAGCAAGACCAUCUAUUGGUUGCCAGCAUGUUUGAACACCUGCUGUGUAUGAAAAGUUGACCUAGAUGGUUCCUGAGACUAAGGACUGGUCAACGAGAAGUGGUAAAACUGUCAACAUGGCGAAAUGCUCAAGCUACUGAAUGACAGGAGAUCAUCGCUGGCAUACACCAAGUACCUUUCUGACCUGUUCUAUGUAUAUGCAUUCUCUUAGGAAGAGCCCUUCUCUCUCUCUCUCUCUCUCUCUCUCUCUCUCUCUCUGUAUGUGUGUGUGUGUGUGUGUGCGUGUGUGUGUAUGUGUGCACGCGUGCGUGUGUGUUGUUGCUUUUUAUGUUCUAUGGAUUGACCGAUACAACUGUUGAUGCUUGUGCUGGCCAACCCUCUGCUUUUAUAGUGCACAGUUCAGUCCCCCAUAAAUGCCUUUAUGGUUUCUAAGCAGAACAGAAAAGGUGUGCUAUCUCAAAACCAGCUGCUCUUCCUGCCCUCUGUGGAAGCCCCUUCCUGUCACUCUGGUCUUGCCCAUCUCUGAUAAGUAUUGCCAGUGUGGGGAAAGGCUUUUCUCCAGAAUGGUUUAUUUAGAGCGUAUUAAUUCUGAAACUCGUCAGAGCUCGCAGGCUUUUUGUGGGUGGAAUUUCUCAAUCGUAAUUAAGGUUUCCAGAGCCAUGGGUUUUUAAAUCCCAAACUGUAUGUGAUAUGUAUUAUUAAUCCUUUGAACUCUUUCGCAUGGGUUUGUGUGGGGAACAGACUAAAAUGAGAGCAGCGAGCCACUUGUGGGUGUUCCAUUCUGUCAGUAUUGUGAUUCUGUACAGGAGUUUUUUUUAGCGACAUUUGCAAAACUUUUAAAAGAGUAUCUUAACAUGCCUAUUACUUGGUUGCCACCGAUAUAAAAGAGAUAUAUUUGUGUUUGGUUUCUAUGGAAACAAAUGGUAGAGAGUAAUUUUUAAAAUAUAGAAGUUAGGGCUUCUUUUAUUGGAGAAAAAUGACCUUGUCCAAACCGUUCAGUCUUAUUUAAAUCUUUAUGCGCUGAGACAGGCGUACAGGUUAACAGUGCCAAUAUCCACGGUAGACUGAGGCAUGUGUAACACUUGGCUGUAUUUAUUCUACUCUAUUAUUUCUUCUAUGUUUGCUUCUAGCUUUUAUUAAAAUAUCAUUAAAUGCUUCAGUUGUUCUUUAUUUAAGAUGAACAUAGAAUUGAAAAUUAAUUUGCUCUUGUGGGCAAAUAUGUAAUUUAUGAAUUAAAAUUGUUUUCCUUUUUUGAACAAGUAAAAAUAAAAUUUGUGUGACAGAAACCAUUUUCAGGCUUCCUGGAUACCUUAGUUGUCAGUGUUGUACUGGUCAGGAUGUGGGACACUCUUCCACUGUGCUACUCAUAAUUAUCUGAAAUGAAAUUAGCGUGGAUGAGGAAUCGUUGGAAAGAUACUGUGUUGCUUUUGAUGUCAUACACAUGAAACCAGUGUGCUAAAACAUGCUCAUGUCCAGUAAUAAAGAUGAGAACGCUGUUUUAAUAGUCUUA
Mus musculus (house mouse) is the source of this 4909-nucleotide messenger RNA. RefSeq names its product phosphatidylinositol glycan anchor biosynthesis, class A (gene Piga). NCBI's taxonomy places the organism in Eukaryota, Metazoa, Chordata, Mammalia, Rodentia, Muridae. Gene Ontology annotation, cellular component: endoplasmic reticulum membrane; glycosylphosphatidylinositol-N-acetylglucosaminyltransferase (GPI-GnT) complex; rough endoplasmic reticulum membrane. Gene Ontology annotation, biological process: GPI anchor biosynthetic process. The transcript is spliced from 5 exons. The record is from RefSeq and is a predicted model, not a curated record. Bases 2107 to 2889 code for a protein of 260 amino acids. Gene Ontology annotation, molecular function: phosphatidylinositol N-acetylglucosaminyltransferase activity; glycosyltransferase activity.